GGCGGGGAGCGGGAGGGCGGCCCGGCCCCCGCCCCCUGCGGCCGGCGCCCCUCGGGCGCUCCGGGAGGCGCUUCCGGCUGGACGGCGCGCCCGCUCUCGGUCUCGCGCCCACCCCGCCGGCUUCCUCCGCUCGGUCCCCGCCGGCGCCGCGCCCACCAUGCGCCUCAACGGCUCGGCGCCGGGUCCGCGGGGCGCGCCGGGCGCCAAGCCCUUCCCGCUGCCACCCUCGGGGCUGGAGGCGGCGCUCCUGGUCCCCGGCUUCGGUAACGGCUCAGUCAAUGAGUCCGAGCGCCUCCGAGCGACGCCCAGCAGCGACCUGGAUGUGAACACGGACAUCUACUCCAAGGUGCUGGUGACCGCCGUGUACCUGGCGCUCUUCGCGGUGGGCACCGUGGGCAACUCGGUGACGGCGUUCACGCUGGCGCGCAAGAAGUCGCUCCAGAGCCUGCAGAGCACGGUGCAUUACCACCUGGGCAGCCUGGCGCUCUCCGACCUGCUCAUUCUGAUGCUGGCCAUGCCCGUGGAGCUGUACAACUUCAUCUGGGUGCACCACCCCUGGGCCUUCGGCGACGCCGGCUGCCGGGGCUACUACUUCCUGCGCGAUGCCUGCACCUACGCCACCGCCCUCAACGUGGCCAGCCUCAGCGUGGAGCGCUACCUGGCCAUCUGCCACCCCUUCAAGGCCAAGACCCUCAUGUCUCGCAGCCGCACCAAGAAGUUCAUCAGUGCCAUCUGGCUGGCCUCGGGCCUGCUGGCCCUGCCCAUGCCCUUCACCAUGGGCCAGCAGAACCGCAGCGCCGACGGCCAUCACCCCGGCGGCCUGGUGUGCACCCCCAUAGUGGGCACCGCCACGAUCAAGGUCGUCAUCCAGGUUAACACCUUCAUGUCCUUCGUGUUCCCCAUGGUGGUCAUCUCCGUCCUGAAUACCAUCAUCGCCAACAAGCUGACCAUCAUGGUCAGCCAGGCAUCUGAGCAGGGCCAGGUGUGCGCAGUUGGGGACCAACAGAGCUCAUUCAACAUGUCCAUCGAGCCUGGCAGGGUCCAGGCCCUGCGGCACGGCGUUCGGGUCUUACGGGCAGUGGUCAUCGCCUUCGUGGUCUGCUGGCUGCCCUACCACGUCCGGCGUCUCAUGUUCUGCUACAUUUCAGACACGCAGUGGACCCCGUUCCUCUACGACUUUUACCACUAUUUCUACAUGCUGACCAACGCCCUCUUCUACAUCAGCUCCGCCAUCAACCCCAUCCUGUACAACCUGGUCUCCGCCAACUUCCGCCAGGCCUUCCUGUCCACCCUGGCCUGCCUCUGUCCCCUGUGGGGGCGCAGGAGGAAGAGGCCAGCCUUCUCCAGGAGGACCAACAGUGUGUCCAGCAACCACACGUUCUCCAGCAACGUCACCCGGGAAACACUGUACUAGGCGGGUGGGGCCCCGCCGCUCGGCAGCCCCCCCCACCCCCACCCCUGGGGCGGCGGAGGGGUCCGGCGAGGCCCGGGGCCCCACUUCUUUCAGCUUCUCCCCCAGCCCGCCCCACCCCUCCCUCCUCUCCUCUUUGAACGCCACGGAGAGAUUGUUCCUCUCCCGGAUCCAGAAAGGGCCUUUAAUGAGGACAAAUUAGUGCUGGGUGAAAGGCAGACUUCUUUGUUCCCAGACGGCUGUGUGUUGAGGGUGGACAGAAAUGAAAGGCAGGGUCGGGCCAGGCGGGCGUUGGGGGCGGCAGUGCCUCUGGGGGGGUGGGGGGGUGGGAAGAGGCCGGCCGAGGUCCUGGCGCCCCAGGGGAGCGAGGAGAGGACCCCUACCCUCCUCUGGUACAGCAGGCAGCCAGACGGCCCCCCUCCAAGGGCGACUCCCGGGAAGCUUCCCUGUGUCCCCACAGACCACCCGGGGGUCGGGGUGCCGGGCAUCGGCCGGACCCGGGCCUCCCCCUCCUCUCCCGCCUCCUCGCCAAAGCAGCGGGCUCCACAGGGAUGCCAGCUGCUGGGGGGCUGCCCUGGAAGUCCUCUUGGCUUG
Messenger RNA from Acinonyx jubatus (cheetah), 2005 nucleotides. RefSeq names its product neurotensin receptor 1 (gene NTSR1). The record is from RefSeq and is a predicted model, not a curated record. Gene Ontology annotation, molecular function: G protein-coupled neurotensin receptor activity. Lineage: Eukaryota; Metazoa; Chordata; Mammalia; Carnivora; Felidae. Bases 158 to 1414 code for a protein of 418 amino acids. Gene Ontology annotation, cellular component: plasma membrane. Gene Ontology annotation, biological process: neuropeptide signaling pathway. The transcript is spliced from 4 exons.